This is a messenger RNA of Dracunculus medinensis (Guinea worm), 564 nucleotides long. The record is from the annotation of a GenBank genome assembly. Lineage: Eukaryota; Metazoa; Nematoda; Chromadorea; Rhabditida; Dracunculidae.
AUGCCGACAGUUGCCACGAAAGAAAAUAAAAAACAAUGUAAAAGACGAGCUGAAAGUGAAAUAAGAAAUUUUAAACGAAGUCGGCUGCAAAUUAAUUCACCUCUGGCAACGAAUUCAACUCGUAAUUUUUCUUCCAACGAGUGUUUUAUUCAGCCAUCUUCCGUUAUUUCUUCAAUAAAAACAGUAGCAGCAAAAUCAACAGCUCAACAGCCAAAUGAAUGCGAUCUUUCGUCGUGGAAUGUCGGUGCAAUGCGUAAAACUUUAGAUCAAGCUAAUGAAAAAAUGAAAUUUGAUUGUGAUCAUAGAAUUCACUGUUCGGAUAAUACCACAAAACUUAAUAAUACUGAAGUGGAUGAUGUUCUUCCACACUUUUCUAAUUCUCACUGUUUUCAAGUACAAAGAGUUUGUGAAAGGUUGUUAAAAGAGCAAGUUAUUCGCCUUCGUUUUGAAUAUGAACAGGAAUUAAUAAGGCGUUUUGAAGAACAACGUAAACAGUUUAUACAGUUUAUCAAAGAACAGAACAUGAAUAAUGUUGAUGAAGGUCGUUGGGGCUAUCUGUCAUGA